CCCACCUUCUUUAGAACAUGGUGAGCUGUGAGUUGGGUGGGGCUAGGCUAUAGUUCAUGAGGAAGAGGUGGCUCCUAUCUAAACAGCUUUGUUCUACAGAUUCUCACAGAGAUCCCUGGGCCGGCUGGGACCUGGGUUCAGAGAGGGACGGGAGAGAGCCUAGGAAUCACCCAGUUUCCCAAGAGUUCUGGUUCCCAUUCGGAGGAAAAGUGAAACCAAGAUCUGGGCAUUUAUUAUCUCCUUUAAUCAUCAAGACAACCCUAUUAAGCUCGGGAGAAGCCCAGCAGGAAGUCUGUGAGACCCUGAGCCCCACGGCCGCGACCGCACCUCCCGCGCCCCGAGGAUGGCGAGGGCGCUGCUCCUCUCCCUGGUCAGCUGCCUCGCUGCCGUGAGUCAGGCCAGCCUCAUCAGACGCUGUGACUUGGCCAAGGUGCUGCACGAGGAGGACUUGGAUGGGUUUGAGGGCUACUCCCUGAGUGACUGGCUGUGCCUGGCUUUUGUGCAAAGCAACUUCAACAUAUCAAAGGUAAAUGAAAAUACAGAUGGCAGCUUUGACUAUGGCAUCUUCCAGAUCAACAGCCACUACUGGUGCAACGAUCACAAGAGUCAUUCAGAAAACCUUUGCGACGUGGACUGUCAAGAGUUGCUGAGCCCCAAUCUGCUCUCGACCAUCAACUGUGCAAAAAAGAUCGUGUCCAGUGCAGGGGGGAUGAAGAACUGGGUAGGAUGGAGGUUGCACUGUUCGGGCCGGCCGCUCUCCUACUGGAUGACAGGGUGCCACCUGGGGUGAGACCGUGUGCAGGACUGCUGUGGAGUCAACCCAGAACUCCUCUCUUCGCUUGGGAAUUCUUCAUUUCUUCUUCCUCCUGCCUCCCUGUUAUUUUCUUCCCUUCCCGUUUACAAAUAAAACUAACCAGAGCCCCAGGAAUAAAUGGUUUUCUAGGGCUUUCUCCAUAUUUCCAUCCAGGUCCAGGACCCUGGUUCCUGACAUUUGCAAACCAAGAGGACCACCAUGACAAAGUUUCUGUAUUUUUGGAAUUAUCAAAGCAUUCCUUGUACGAAGAAUG
Molecule: messenger RNA, 1067 nt
Organism: Equus caballus (horse)
Lineage: Eukaryota; Metazoa; Chordata; Mammalia; Perissodactyla; Equidae
Gene: LYZL6
Product: lysozyme like 6
Biological process (GO): fusion of sperm to egg plasma membrane involved in single fertilization
Cellular component (GO): sperm flagellum; acrosomal vesicle
Molecular function (GO): lysozyme activity
Source: RefSeq, a predicted model, not a curated record